AGUAAACACCAGUCGUGCUUUCAAACAACACUAUAAAACCUUCGAUCGCUAUGUUUUUGUUUACAACUUUAUUCAUCAGUUUGAUAACCGUAUUUUUAUACUUUUACUGGUAUAUCAAAAAAUCGUAUCAAUUUUUCCACCAAUAUGGAAUUCCAUACAUUGAACCACAUUGGUUAUUCGGUAACAUGAAAGAUGUAAUAUUCAUGAGAAUAUCGGCAUGGGAAGGGUUCAAUCAAAUGCAUCAGAAACUAGACCCUCACAGAUUCGGUGGAGUGUAUACUUUUCAAAAACCUACUGUCCUGAUCAGGGAUCCUGAGCUGAUAAAAACCAUACUGGUGAAAGAUUUCGGGUAUUUUCAAAAUCGUGGAUUUACAGUUGUAAAAGAAGUCGAACCAUUGGCCUAUCAUUUAUUCAACAUGCAAGGAGACGAAUGGAAAAACCUACGCAUUAAAUUGACCGGCACAUUUACUAGUGGAAAAAUGAAAAUGAUGUUUCCUCUAAUAAAAUCCUGCGCUGAAGGAUUAAAACCAGUACUGAUGAAAUAUUCGCAAAAUGGUUCAGAUUUCGACGUUAAAGAUCUAUGCGCUAGAUUGACCACAGAUAUCAUAGGCAGCUGUGCUUUCGGUAUCGAUACGAAUUCUCUACAAGAACCUGAUUCUGAGUUUAGAAGGAUGUGCGAUCGUAUUUUUAAAUUUAGGUGGCAAACCAUCAUAAGAACAUACUUCCCACACAUGCCAGCUUCUUAUAUAAAAGCACUCCGCUUGGAAUUCCUCGAAAAACCAGUGCAUAACUUUUUCAUGAAAAUAGUCGAAGACAUGGUGAAAAAUCGCGAAGAAAACAACGUCACUCGAGGCGACUUCCUCGACAUUCUAAUCUCCCUGAAGAAUCAAACAGAUAUGGAAAAAAUAAAAGAACAAGGGGAAGCUGAUUUAGCCAAGUUUAUGUCUCAAAUCGGCGAGAAACACGUGAAACAUGACGCAGAAAUUACUCCAGAAGUAAUGGCAGCUCAAUGUUUAUUAUUUUUCGUCGCUGGCUUCGAUACAACUUCCACAGCUCUGAUGUUCAUGUUAUUCGAGCUAGGUAGUAAUUUAGAUAUUCAAGAGAAACUUCGACAGGAAAUAUUAUCAACGAUUGAGGAAAAUGGUGGCGAAAUUAGUUACGAGAUGAUGAGAAAAAUGCCCUAUUUGGAAAUGAUCAUAGCAGAAAUACUGAGAAAAUACCCUCCAGCACCAAUCUUGAUUCGUAAAUGUGGCGAGAACUAUAAAAUCCCAGAUUCAGAAGCCAUAAUCAAAGAAGGAACUCCAGUUUUCAUAUCAACUUUAGGAUUACACUGUGAUAGUAAAUAUUACGAAAAACCACUAGAUUUUUACCCCGAACAUUUCACCAAAGAAGCGAUUUCUAAAAGGCCUCACCAUGCCUACUUACCAUUUGGAGAAGGUCCACGAAUGUGCAUAGCCGAAAGAUUCGCCAGAAUGCAAAUAAUCGUGGGAAUUAUUUAUUUAUUGAAAGAUUUCUCAUUCGAAGUGUCCUCGAAAACUAUAACACCUUUGGAAUAUGCACCAUCUAUUGGCAAUGUGAAUGUGAAAGGGGGUAUUUGGUUGAAAUGUCAACCUGUUCAGUAAUCAUCAAUUUUUUUUCCAAUUCAUUAGGCAAUCAAACUAGCCUACUGAUAAAAUGUGACCAAAGGAUUUAUGUGGCUGUUCUUGGAAAUUUUCCACUCGUUUAUUUUGUUUUGUUUAUUCAAUUUUUUUUUUUUUAGUGAUUUAUACGAAUAAUAAACAUUUUUUUUUUCGAAA
This is a messenger RNA of Planococcus citri (citrus mealybug), 1796 nucleotides long. RefSeq names its product probable cytochrome P450 6a21. Lineage: Eukaryota; Metazoa; Arthropoda; Insecta; Hemiptera; Pseudococcidae. The coding region runs from base 51 to 1622 and encodes 523 amino acids. The record is from RefSeq and is a predicted model, not a curated record. Gene Ontology annotation, molecular function: iron ion binding; heme binding; oxidoreductase activity, acting on paired donors, with incorporation or reduction of molecular oxygen. The transcript is spliced from 6 exons.